Peronospora belbahrii is the source of this 1416-nucleotide messenger RNA. Lineage: Eukaryota; Oomycota; Peronosporomycetes; Peronosporales; Peronosporaceae. The record is from the annotation of a GenBank genome assembly.
AUGAAAGACUGGCGCUCUACCUUUCUUACGACAUCGACGUGCUGCUCUGGCAUAAGUGGUGGCGGUACGGAGUCCACAGUGCAGGACUCGGAAAUGCUCACGACCUCGCGGCUAAGUAGCCUGUACGGCGGCGCGGAUCGCUCGAAUCAGCGCUUGACGAUACUGGAAGAGGAUUUGGAGGUAGCGGAUGCGUCACUGUCAUUGCAGAAGCAAAUUCAGAAGAAAUUGUUUGAGUUUCACCAAGUGCGCGUGCUGAAGCAGUUGCCGCUACCUGACUGGAUAAAAAUAUUUGUGCCACGCAUUGUGCGUCUUCAGACUGGCACUGUUCCUUAUAUUGAGUACGUGCGCACUGAGAAAGGCGAGGUGCGACAGCGUCAAAUGAUCAGCGUAUGGACGCGUGUGGACCGCCUGCCUAAGAAUAAGCUGUCAAUUGACUUUCGCAUGCCGGUGGAUGACGAAAACUCCGCGCCUAAGCGUAGUUCAGUGGGGUCUAAAAGUACAAAUGACAAGGUGGCGCUCGAUAAGUGGAUACUGAAGUUUGAGACGAAGAACGAAAGGGAUACAUGGGUUAAACUUGUGCAGGAUUCUAUCGAUCUACUUGGGUGGAUUGCCAAGUUUACGCUUGGUAGUGUGAUCAUGGAGAUGGAGAAUUCGUCGGUUGUGGAGUGCUCCACGUGGACAGAUCGUGGCCGCCCGUCUUACGUGAUGAAGUCAAUGGAAACUUCAUCGCCUAAGAAAAGCCACUCUGCUCGCAACGAGAUUGAAAUUCAGCGAAAGCUGACCAACUACUCGAACCACCCGAACAUUGUUGCACUAUACGACUCCUUUCACCAAAAGGAUCGAACUUAUUUAGUAAUGGAAAACUGCAUCGGUGGCGAUCUUUACGAUUUUAUCAGCCAAAACGGCGGCAUGGACGAGCACGAUGCCAAGACGCUGUUCCGCCACAUUGCUAGCGCUAUCAGCCAUUGUCACGAGCAUGGCGUUGUGCACCUUGACAUUAAGCCCGAAAACCUCUUUUUCAAGGUGUCAGCCAUGCAAGCAGAGACUAUUAAAUUAGGCGACUUUGGCUCGGCCAUGCUUUUGGAAAAGAACGCGUCGAAGAAGGCUACUAGUUGUACGGUGGGUUACGCUGCACCGGAGGUACUCCAGAAUAAGGAGAUUUCGACCGCCGCUGACGUGUUCAGUGCUGGUGCGGUACUGUACACGAUUCUGUGUGGGCAUUCUCCGUUUAGUGCACCGUCUGAGGACGAAAUGGUCGAGCGAACCUUAUUGGGCGAGAUUUUCUUUGACGAGUUUGAGUGGUGGCGAAUUGGGAAAGAGGCCCGAGAGCUUGUAGAGCACAUGAUGCACCACGACGCCAAGCAGCGCCCAAGCAUAAAGGAAGUGCUGGGGCAUUCUUGGUUUUGUAAGUGUUAG